UCCAUUCAGACUGGCUUAUGUAAAGGGAUUAAAGAAAUAAGCGGAGAUUUCAGCUGUCCACAGCUCUAAUGAAGGAAUUUGAGGUGGGAUUGUCUUAGUGUCAGUAUUGUUGGUUAUCACACCAUUCAGAUUUCCUCUUUGUACCCACCAUUUCCUGGCCUUGAUGACUGAACAGUACAAACAGCUUUUGUUUCAGUGAUGCAGAAUUGGAAGCAUUCAACUCCAGGGAAAGUGCAGUUUGAUUAGAUCUUAACGAGUUGAUUGGAUGGAGAACAUGGCCUGUGGAAAACCAAAGGAAACUUCCCAACUUCUGGAAGAAAAAAAGAAGAGAAGAAAAGAGACAGAGGAAUACAAAAAGCAAAAUGAGACAAAAAAAUAAGUAUUUGAGGAGGCUGCUGACAUAUUUGGCAAUAGUCUGACUGCUACUGCAAGUAAUAUGAUGCAAGAUAAGCAUAUAUUUUGAUGGGAUAGUUAAGUUGCGAACUUUGAGAAGUCAAGUGUUUUCACUAGUGUUCAGUGAGAAAAAAAAUGUUUGAUGGCUUAAAGCACUUGAGUUUUCAGCUAAAUGCUCACAAGAAAAUGGAUGGCUUAUCUUGCUGUGUGCCUGAAUUCAUAGAACUGGUCUUCCAUUUGAUAGAAACUUUUCCCAACAGUAAAGAACAAAGCAUUUUAAAUAUUAUUUAAGAGAAAUUUUUUUUUAAAUAUUGUCUCUACUACAAUUCUAUGCCUCUGGAUUUUAUUCUGGACCGUGUUCUGAUGGCCAGUUUCAUCAAUAGUUCUUAUAUACUGAACCACAGCUUGGCCACAGGUGAAGUACUUAAUGCCUCAGUUUCGGAGGACGUCUCACAGACAGCCGUCUCAAUAAAGAACUGGCCAGCCUUGCUGAUUCUGGUGAUCAUUGUGCUGACUAUCGGGGGCAAUAUACUGGUGAUCAUUGCCGUCUCUUUGGAGAAAAAACUACAGAACGCAACAAACUACUUCUUAAUGUCACUCGCUGUUGCAGAUAUGCUGGUCGGGAUUUUAGUCAUGCCCGUUUCUCUGAUUACUAUUCUCUAUGACAAUACCUGGCCUUUCCCAGAAAAGCUAUGUCCUAUCUGGAUUUAUUUAGAUGUUCUAUUUUCUACUGCAUCCAUCAUGCAUCUGUGUGCAAUAUCACUGGACCGUUAUAUUGGAAUUCGGAAUCCUAUCGAGCGCAGCCGCUUCAACUCACGAACCAUAGCUAUUAUAAAAAUCACUGCAGUCUGGACCAUUUCAAUAGGUAUUUCGAUGCCAAUCCUUGUCAUUGGCCUUGAAGAUGAAUCCAGGGUUUUUAUUGUUAACAGCUGCAUUAUUAAUGAAGAAAGCUUUAUGCUAGUUGGCUCUUUUGUAGCUUUUUUUAUCCCACUGAUUAUAAUGGUUUUUACUUACUGCUUGACGGUACAGAUUUUGCAGAAGCAGAUCAGUGUCUUUCUAGGUGACCAAAAACAUAAGCGAACAAACUUGCAUGUUUUUAAAAAGGGGAACUUAACCGAAAAUGCGGCAAUGAUAGAAAGAUCAGAGACGCCAGAGAAAACUUCAAGGUCACCCUCAAGUAAGGAAGCUAAACUGUUUUGGAAAGGGGCUAUGCAAUCAAUUAGCAAUGAACAGAGGGCUUCAAAGGUGCUUGGAAUUGUAUUCUUCCUGUUUGUGGUUAUGUGGUGUCCUUUCUUCAUCACUAAUGUCCUGUUCGUCAUCUGCAAAAAUUCCUGCAAUGAAGGCAUCAUCGGAGAACUCCUCAAUGUGUUUGUAUGGGUUGGUUAUACCUCGUCUGGUGUCAAUCCAUUGGUUUAUACACUCUUUAAUGGAGCUUAUCGCCGAGCCUUCUCCCAUUACAUUUGCUGUCAAUACGGAGGAAACAAAAAUCACUUCACUGUUACUGCCUCCAUGUCAGCAAUACAUGAGAGGAAUUUUGAAAUGACCAGCAUAAACAAUGGAAAUAAGUCACCGAGCAACAGACUUAGUGCCCCUGAGGAAAGACUACAUGUGACAGUAGAAUCUACGGUAUCUUCUAUAGACAACUGCAUAAUUAUCAGUGAAAAAGUUAGUUGUGUGUAAAUAGAACAUGGAAUACCAAAUCUUCAGCUGUCUAUUUAAUUUGGCCUAGCAAACUAGGCUAUGAGCAUGUAAAUUGUGGCAUAGAAUCUAAGGCCAUUGGUUGUUGUAAUGUUGGCCCUAAUAUGCUAGGCCCCUAUCUGUGGCUGAUGUGAGGCCUAGAAGGCCAGCCUGUUAGUCUGUUAUAUGUGGCCUAGCAUACUAGACCGUCAUUUGCAUGUGUUUUGGACUGAACUUUACUAAGCUGUAAACCCUGUGUAUUGUAUGGCCUACACUACAAGGCAAGAAACCCAAGUAAAAGUUGAACAAAUAUACUUAUUGCUCAGAAAAUGGUCAUGAGAACAAGGAACAGGACCAGAAAUAGGUAAAUCACCUCUUCAUGCUUGCCCAACCGUUCAUGGCUUGUAUAAUCUUGAUCUCAACAUCACUUUCACACGCUCUUCCUCGUAGUUCACAUAUUUGUACACCUCUGCCUUGAAUAUG
Messenger RNA from Mobula hypostoma (lesser devil ray), 2553 nucleotides. Its product is annotated as 5-hydroxytryptamine receptor 2A-like. Gene Ontology annotation, cellular component: plasma membrane; dendrite. The record is from RefSeq and is a predicted model, not a curated record. Gene Ontology annotation, molecular function: neurotransmitter receptor activity; G protein-coupled serotonin receptor activity. The transcript is spliced from 5 exons. Bases 724 to 2073 code for a protein of 449 amino acids. NCBI's taxonomy places the organism in Eukaryota, Metazoa, Chordata, Chondrichthyes, Myliobatiformes, Myliobatidae. Gene Ontology annotation, biological process: G protein-coupled receptor signaling pathway, coupled to cyclic nucleotide second messenger; chemical synaptic transmission.